Ambispora leptoticha is the source of this 888-nucleotide messenger RNA. NCBI's taxonomy places the organism in Eukaryota, Fungi, Glomeromycota, Glomeromycetes, Archaeosporales, Ambisporaceae. The record is from the annotation of a GenBank genome assembly.
AUGUUUGGCGCUGGUCUGCGGAGAACUCCCUUGAGCAUACGUGCUGAAGGUUCAUAUCUGCAUGCCAGUGACCAGGGUGUGCUACGCGUACCUACUGGCAUAUGGCCCUUUGUCCUGUGUCAGAUGCAUGGAAGCAGUCUGCGGAGAACUCCCUUGAGCAUACGUGCUGAAGGUUCAUAUCUGCAUGCUGUUUUCCAGUAUGCAGUUGACUGUCAUUGUGCUCUUCCGUUGAUGUUUCGUGAUAUCGUGCUCGACUAUCUCGGCAGCGUGGACUAUAAAGAUUGGUCAAUUAUAUCCAUGUUGCAAUACAUAGAAUCAAAGCGGGAACUACAUGCCGAUGCGAUCGAUCAUAUCAAAGGAGAUGUCUAUACCGUGCUCCAGAGCUACGAGAAAGGUGGAAGCGUCUGCAAAAAUGCUAAAAAAAGGAUAAACAAAAUAUUGUCUACAUAUGACAAGUCGUUCUCAGCCGCCGAAAUAUCGCAGUUCAAGAAUAAGUUGCGAUGCAAGGCCGAAGCAGAGGAACACAAGACAGCAUUAAGAAUGAAGCAUACUUCAGAGUGUACCGUUGAAGAUUUAAAGGAAUUUCAUGCGAACAGGCGUAUUGUCAGUCAGCUCAUUGAUGGAAACGAUAACAAUAACAAAUCGACUGAGAGAGAUAAUAUUCACCAGAGACAACCGGGUGACGACGACAACCGCAAAAGUAUGGAACAAUCGGACAAUGAGAAGGACAAUGAAGAGCUCAUACGUCAGGCCGAUAGCGAAAAAAAUGUUGCUGAGGGUAGUGGAGAUUAUAACACGAUGGAUUGCUUUGCGGAACGCAUUGAAUAUCAGCCGCCAACAUCUCGUCGGCGAUCGUGGACCCUUAGUAGUGGGACCGACGUAGAAGAG